CAAAAAACUAUUCCCAUUCCCGAUUAAUCGUCGGAGAAAAUAAGCAAAAAACUGCUUUUGUUUAAUGGAGUCGGAGCAAAGAGAUUAGAGAGACACGACGGCCUCGUCUUCGUCUCCUGCUUCCUCUCCGCUUCGCCUCUCUCCAAUCCAGCAACACUCUCAGCAAUGUUCUGUGCUCGGGACCUGCGGCGCGUGAAUUCUCUGCUGGUGGAGGGAUUCGCGGCAUGGGAGAUGUUCCUGUGAGGAAUCUUGUGUUCGUGGGAGCUUGUUCAGGCGAAGGACGGUAACCUGUUGCUCUUUCUUUCGCCCUGAAUUUUUGCUGAUUGAGAAGAGUUAGUCGCUGUGAAUCGGAGGAAAGGUGUGUGGUCUUUGGGAGGAAGGGAUUGUUGUGCGAGGGUGUUGCCAUGGCGUCGAGGGACUUCCUUGGUGGGUUCGGCGGUUCGGCGGCCGCGCCGGCGGAGGGGGCUGGGAGCGCGGCUGGCGGCGAGUCCAACGAGAUCGAGCUGAGUCUCGGCCUGUCCCUGGGCGGCUGCUUUGGCGCCGACCCGGCGCGGGAGGGCAAGAAGCCCCGCCUGGAGCGGUCCUCCUCCAUCGCUUCCAUCUGCUCGCUGCCCGGCAGCAGCGCUGGCAACGACCUCGCCGCCGCGGAGCCCCCGCCGGAGCCGGAGCAGCUCGUGCGCUCCACCUCGCUGCCCACCGAUGCAGACGAGGAAACGUGGCGCCGCCGCGAGAUGCAGUGCCAGAGGCGCCUCGCGGCCAAGCGCAAGCGCCUGGAGCGCCGCAACUCCAUGAACUCCGGCAGGUCGUCCGCCGGCGGCGGCGGCAGUGGUGCCGGCCGGGACGACUCCCAGGAGCCGUCGUACCCCAUCGGCUUGCAGCUCCGCCGCUCCGUCACCUCACAGGGGAGCACCUCGUCAAGCUUGCCAGAGCAAGGUGGUGCCGGUGGUGCUGAGGUGAAGAGCUCGUCAGCCAUGAACACCUCUUCAGACAACACCAGCGGCCAGAACAGCUCCCUCCCCUCGACUGGAUCAACCGGGAGGCCGCAGAACGGCACCGUGAGGGAGCAGCCGCCGCUGCGCACGCUCCAGUCGCUGACGAUGAGGACGGCCAGCACCGCCGACCUCCGCAAGAGAAUGCUGGAUGACAUGCCGCUGGUCUCCUCCAAGCUGGACGGCUCCAACUGUCGCAGGAUCGACGGCUUCUUGUACAAGUAUCACAACGGCGACGAGGUGCGCAUCGUGUGCGUCUGCCACGGCAACUUCCUGACCCCGGCCGAGUUCGUGAGGCACGCCGGCGGCGGCGACGUCCCCAACCCGCUCCGUCACAUCGUCGUCCAGUCUACUUCGUCGGAGUUCUUGUAAUAAUGGAGGCUGGAGUGUACCUAGGGGAGAGACAGAGAGAAGCUUAAACUUUUUUGUUUUCUCUUAAGUUUAUGAUUAGCUAUUAUGUUAGCUAUUCCCUGCAUUUCCAGUGUAGUGCAGGUUACUGUAAUUUAAAGGAGUGAACAUAGUGAGGGGUUCCGUGAGGUUAAUAAUGGUCCAAAGUGGACGUUUGGUUCGGUUAAAAGAGGCAGUCUACUUCGAUUAA
Messenger RNA from Phragmites australis (common reed), 1587 nucleotides. Its product is annotated as ninja-family protein 3-like. The record is from RefSeq and is a predicted model, not a curated record. Gene Ontology annotation, biological process: negative regulation of DNA-templated transcription; signal transduction. The coding region runs from base 405 to 1361 and encodes 318 amino acids. Gene Ontology annotation, cellular component: nucleus. Lineage: Eukaryota; Viridiplantae; Streptophyta; Magnoliopsida; Poales; Poaceae. The transcript has 3 exons.